Molecule: messenger RNA, 1219 nt
Organism: Emericellopsis atlantica
Lineage: Eukaryota; Fungi; Ascomycota; Sordariomycetes; Hypocreales; Bionectriaceae
Product: P-loop containing nucleoside triphosphate hydrolase protein
Exons: 3
Coding region: 242-1120 (292 amino acids)
Cellular component (GO): cytoplasm
Source: RefSeq, a predicted model, not a curated record
CUACCUUGCCUCUCUUUCUCUCAGCCGAGCAGAUUAGGAUCAGUGAGACGCUGUGUUACUAGCUUAGACUGUAGCUGAGGAAGUAAUAGUAGUCGUGAGCCCCGACCGAAUCCCCGGACUAGGACACCUCCGCCCAUCGGCCAACCCCACACAGCAACCCCAACCUUCAAGUUCUCACCACAAGAUGUAGCUCACGCUCCUCCCCACAUCCCCUGAGGAUGUCGUCCCACGUUCAACCACCAUGGCCACCUUUGUAGACGACAAGACGCCCAUCUGCGUCCCCUUCAUCCUCGACCACCUCAAGUCACACCCCGCCUCCGGCAAACCCUUUGUCAUUGGCCUCAAUGGCAUCCAGGGCGCUGGCAAGACCACCCUCGUCAGGGCGCUCGCCUCCGCUCUCGAGGCCCAGGGCGUGCCCACACUUGUCUGCAGCAUCGACGACUUCUACCUCAACCACGAGGACCUAGUCGCUCUCGGGCGGAACAACGCGGACAAUGCUCUGUGGCAGCAUCGCGGGGAACCAGGCACCCACGAUCUGCCACUCGCCAAGGCCUUCUUUGACAAGGUGAUGAAGGGGGAACCCACAAAGCUGCCCGUGUACGACAAGUCAGCGUACGCAGGCCAUGGCGAUCGCGCCCCCGAGGCGCAGUGGAAACCCGUCAACCAGCCCGGCCAGCCCCCCAUCAGGGCGGUGAUCCUGGAGGGAUGGUCCGUUGGUUUUCGCGCUUUGAGCGACGCCGAAGUCGAGGCCAAGUGGAAGGCCCCCAGCCGCACGCUGGGCAUGCACAAGCUGGAGCACUUGCUCCUCAUCAACGAGCAGUUAAGAAACUACGACGCGUUGACGGACCUCUUUGACGCCUUUAUCCACAUUGACGCCGAGGACCUGAACUUUGUGUACGCCUGGCGCACGCAGCAGGAGGAGCAUCUGCGCCGAGACAAGGGGGACCCUAACGCGGGCAUGUCGGUCGACGAGGUCGUCAGGUUCGUGGACGGCUAUUUUCCCGCCUACGAGCUGUACACGGACGGCGUGAGGGCUGGGGUCCUGCCAGGGCAGCCGGGGAAGCAGCUGCGGAUCGUAGUGGAUGCAGACCGCAAGGUCAAGGAGGUUCAUCGUCUGUGACUGAAUUGAUCUCAAGCAAGAUAUGGGCCCGUGCCAAAAGAACUCCACGCAGGACCUUGACCAAGCAAGUUAGCAAGCGAACCCCAGUGCACCAAGAUA